Messenger RNA from Fusarium odoratissimum NRRL 54006, 950 nucleotides. RefSeq lists its product as uncharacterized. Bases 117 to 914 code for a protein of 265 amino acids. The transcript has a single exon. The record is from RefSeq and is a predicted model, not a curated record. Lineage: Eukaryota; Fungi; Ascomycota; Sordariomycetes; Hypocreales; Nectriaceae.
GGAAGAUUCUCUACGCUGUGCAGGGUCAAUCAACCACAUGGAGGCUCCCAUCCUGGGUUCCAGAUUGGAAUGUCCUGCCUCAGCGAUAUAUCAUCGGGACAGCUCCUUAGCUUGAAAUGAGUUCGUUUUGGACAGACAAGGUGCUCCCAGGUGUUCCCCGCAAACCGCAAAUCAUCUUACGUAGCUCGGAUAAGGGACAGAUACCAGUGCUGCAUGGGCAUGGAUAUUCAUGUGGAAAGAUAUUGAAACUGGGGUCAACAUACAUCGCGGGUCAAACACCAUUCCCCGCUAAGGAGUGGUAUAAUCUCGUUAACAAGAUUGAUCUAUCAACACGAGUCGACAAGUCUGGAUCUGGUUCACCCGACCCGAAGUUUCCUCAUCGAUCAGAAUCCUUCGUCAAGUUCCUUCGGCUUGCUCGUUACCUUUACUCUUCGAGCAUGAAAGAAGAAGAAGAAGACCCUGCAGAUGAUCUGCCAAGACCAGACUUUGUCAUCGGCGGCGCACGCAGCUCCUACGAGGGAUACAGAUUUGGUUCCAAGUGGAAAGAUACAAUACGGAAAUUGGCCACUGAGAGGAAAGAUGGAGUGCUACCAUUCAGGGAUAUCCCUUUUCACUAUGCUGCGGCGGGGUGGCCGCCGAGUUAUGGGAAUACUAUAAGAGGGAAUCUGGAGGCUUGCCAUCUGCGGCGGUGUUUCGUUACAGAUACAGGAUAUUUCGGUCUUGCACCUGCGGAAGCAGAAAAUGGGGACCGGGUUUUCUUAUGCGUUGGGGCGUCGGUUCCGUUUGUUCUGAGGGAAACUCAGAGCAAUGGAGGUGAUGAGUUUGACUUGGUUGGGGAGAGCUAUCUGCAAGCUGGCGCGUGGUUUGAGAUGGUCAACAAUGACAGUCAACCUCAAGCUCUGUAUAUCAUAUAAUUCUAGUAACUUAGUAAGCUUUAUCUACUUAUCAAG